This is a messenger RNA of Dermacentor albipictus, 3950 nucleotides long. Its product is annotated as probable RNA-binding protein 46. Lineage: Eukaryota; Metazoa; Arthropoda; Arachnida; Ixodida; Ixodidae. The record is from RefSeq and is a predicted model, not a curated record. Gene Ontology annotation, molecular function: mRNA binding. Gene Ontology annotation, cellular component: nucleus.
UUACUAUCUGUGAGCGCGAUGCGAAAAAAACAAGCGCUAGUCGUUGCAGACGUGCUGUAACGCUCAUUGUGCAUUUGGUGGACCUGCAACGACCUGUAGCAAGUGUUAUGUGUUUCUUACCGGCAGCGUAACUUGCGCAUAAGCUUAUCUGAGUGCGAUUUAUAAGCUCUUCAUUUGAAUUAGAUCAUCAGGCAGCACGUAAUUGCAGUUGCCUCACCGUGUUACCGUUAUCCGUUCGUGCGCUUCGUUUUUGGCGCCAUGCUGCCGGGCAGUUUCACGCCGGACCGUUCGCAGCGGGGGGGGUCCGGCGAGCGCGGCUACAGCAACCGGCCCGGUCACAGAAGACGGCGAGGCCCUUCCCAUCAUCAGCUCGCCGGGACGCCGUUGCACUACUACUACGCCGACGGCUGCUACUAUCCUCAUCCCGGGGCGAUGCCGGAGUCCGGAAUCCACGAUCCGACGCAGGGCGACGGCCGAGCCAGCUCCGCUGCGGCCGGCCACGCGAGAGCGGGCGGAUCGCAGGGCUCCUCUUCCAGGUCCUCGUCUUCGACCUCCUGCGCCGCCGACGCCGCGUCCACCAGGAAGUCCGUCUCGGUCCUCCCGCCCAGGGAGAGGCGCCUCCUGACGCUCAUGGACCGGACGGGGUACCCCAUGGUCCAGGACAACGGACAGCGGCGCUACGGGCCGCCGCCCUUCUGGCAGGGCGAGCCGCCCCCGAAGGGCUGCGAGGUGUUCGUCGGCAAGCUGCCCCGGGACCUGUACGAGGACGAGCUGGUCCCGUUCCUGGAGCGGGCCGGCCGGCUGUACGAGGUGCGGCUCAUGAUGGACUUCGCCGGCUCGAACCGGGGCUACGCAUUCGCCACGUACUCGACGCGGCGCGAGGCCCGGGUCGCCGUGCGCGACCUCGACGAGCGGGAGAUCCGGCGUGGCCGCCGGGUGGGCGUGUGCGAGUCGCUGGACAACUGCCGCCUCUUCGUGGGCGGCCUGCCGCGCGACAAGAGCCGCGAGGACGUCCUGGAGGAGAUGCGACGCGUCACCGAGGGCGUGGUGGACGUGAUCCUGUACCCCAACGUGGCGGACAAGACGCGCAACCGCGGCUUCGCCUUCGUCGAGUACGCGGACCACAAGGCGGCCGCGGUGGCCCGCCGCCGCAUGAUCCCGGGCAAGAUGACCCUGUGGGGGGGCUACGAGGUGGCCGUCGACUGGGCCGAGCCCGAGCCCAUCGUCGACGACGAGACCAUGAAGAAGGUCAUGGUGUUGUAUGUUCGCAACCUCAUGCUGGGCACCUCCGAGGACGCGAUCCGUGAAGCCUUUUCCCUAGAGGGCCAGCUCAAUGUUGCCAAGGUCAAAAAGAUCCGCGACUUCGCGUUCGUUCAUUACUCAAGCAGAGAAGAUGCAACGUUGGCACUGGAAGCAAUGAAAGGUGCCGAGAUCGAAGGCGCUCAGAUUGAAGUCGCGUGGUCGAAACCGGUGAGCCACUGGAGGCGUUAUGAUCGCAUAGCUGGUUCUACAAAGAAGGGCAAAGUACCCCCUCGUGGUGGCAGCCUUUGCGGAGCCCCCGUGAUGAUGCCCUCACCUGUGGCGGCUGUCGGCUAUGGGUUCUACCCACUGGCCCCACACCAUGUUCCACUGCCUAUUGGAUCUGGCAGACCUGGUGGCGAGGACGUCAUUCACAGCCAUAAUGGAAGGGCUGCCCUCCCUUAUCCAGGCAAUGCCAGGUUGACAUCACGCUGUCAACGGGUGAUUCAGAUUCUGGUGGACAUGUGUGAAAGGCAAGGAUGGGGCGAUCCUCAGUUUCAGCUGGUCACAGUGAUGAGCUCCGAGUGCAACGCUCCGGACAGCAAUGAAACGCAGACACCGCUUCACUUCUUCAAGGUGACUCUGCCAAACGUCUCGCCACCAAUGUACAACACCAUCACGCCAAACAAAUUCUGUCGCACUGUCGAAGAAGCCCGGGAGUAUGCUGCCGAAUAUGCCCUCCACCAUUUGCUGCUGAGACUCGAAAUGGGCACUCCUGCCCAUUACCCGCACCUGACGAGCCCAGUGUUCGUGGCUACGCCGGCAGCUCCAGCCCUGGGUCAAGGCUACCCGCCGUACACUGCCAUACAACCCAGAGCAGGUAGUGCCGAUAUGAACGGACCCCCUUGGCAGCAGCAGAACCCUGACAAACCGCCUUCACCUCCGCCGCUGUAGCUUGGCUGUGCGCUUUGCUGCCUUGUGCUUUUUCCUGAACACAACUGCGCGGCCAGUCUACAUUCCUGCCUAUUACAGCACGACAUAUUGAUGUGCAUUGCACCUCUGGGACUGGCUUCAUCAGGAUCUCAAGUUUCUUGCGGUGCCCUGCAUUCCAUUACGGGGCCCCGGAGGGGCGUAGCCACCUAGCCGUGCUUUUGGUUGAGCCAUCGAAACUCGUAUACAGGGUGUCUCACGGGAGAUUUUUCACGGAUUAUUAAACAUAACGCAGCACAGUAUAGCAGAAAAACGUUUUCUCGGCAAUCUCUUGGCAGUUCACAUUGGAACCUGUGUGAUAAUCGGAUAUAAGUUUACUGAAAGUCAAACUAACUCCUUAAUGAACAACUAUAGGGGUACACUGUUGCUCAACAUUUUCAAAAUUGGGAAGUUUGCCAGUACAUAAAAGUAGUUCAUUUCAGACAAUCCUGCGACCAGUGUCGGGUUAGAGAAAUGUGUGCUCAAGAAAGCGGCAGAAUUUCAUUGCUGUAACCAGUGGGAAGUUUACUUUAGCUGUGUCCAUUGCAGUGUGAACGGUGUGGAAAAAAUUAAGAAAUGUCUAAAUGUAGUAGCAAUGCACUCUGAACACAUAUUUCUAAAAACUGGUGCUUGGUGGAGGAUUUGUCAAAUGGGUGUGCUUUGCAUACUGGUUCAUUUAAUUUAACAACCACAAAGUACAACCUGGAGUUGCUAAGUAAAGCGAAUAGUGAAAUUGAAGUAGCCAUUAGUGAUUAUCACACAAGCCCUUGGACACCUGCCACUGUGAAUGAUGUGUCGUCUUCUCUGUUCUGCUCAGUGUUUAGUAAUCGGUUGUCUUCCCUUGAAAUCUUGGUGUGCUGUAUACCUUAUUGAUGUGCCAUUGCAUUAUUUUUAUCUUUUAUCUUCGUUGAAUCUUUUAUGUGUGGAAGUGUACCAGUGGCCAGUCGGUCAGCAACUGGAUGGCAUCAAAUGACUAUUGAUUAGGUAUUUUAUGUGUUUAUGCAUUCCAUUCGUGUAUCGUAGUAGUACAGCCAAGUAGCUGUGGCCACGUUUCUGCCAAAGAAAACCCUUAUUUAUUUUAUACCCGAUUAUUUAUAUUUUUUAUGCGCACGGGAGGUCUUGCCAAUUCCUUUUAGCUCAUUCGCCUUGGACAGUUGCAGCCUGGCUUUCCCAGGAUUGUGAUAGGUAUAUGUAUUGGAAAAUAUUGGAAAAUUUUAGUGCCUACAUUGAAAGAUGAACUGCACCGACUUUAAUGAUGAUUUACUGUAAUGUUGGCUGCGAUCAGCCGAGGUUUUCAGGUUAGUGCCUAUUGCUUGCCGGAAUAUAUUAUGGUAUUGUGCAUGUGUGAAUGCGAGAUCAGUAUUUACUUCAAAACUUAGUGAGGCACGGAAAAUUUACAAUCUGUAAAAUAAAAGGUUGUUUUGUGCCUUUUUAAAUACGAAAGUUUGUGUUCAAAAUUUUUUCAGAGAGGAGCUAAUAAUUUCUUACAGAACAUUUCGUAAGGUUGCGGAAACAGUCUGAGCAAAAUAAUGUUAAGUUUUGAAAUGCAAAUGUAUUUUUGGGAUAGUGAUGCUUGGUAUUUUGAGCUGUGCAUGGUGUUCGCCUACAUGUACAAAAAAGGAAGGGCGCUUUUAGACAACCGCCUCAUGCAAACAAGGAAAUUGGAUGUGGAAAUGAGUUCUCAUAUAUGUGGGGAAUUGUUAUUUGACUAUAACUGCUGGAGUUAAAUAUUUGUUGAAGUU